CUCGGCACAACUUCUCUGCCGCACCCCCGGAUAAUGAUGGAUUUGUGAUCUCGGUCACGUCAUCCCAAUCGCGUCUUCGGCGCUCGCGAAGCUUAGAGCUCCUCAAUUGCAUAAGCAGCUCGACUUAAGUAGAGGGCCGUCUUCAAUAUCAUCGCAAUACUGCUCUUCCUCUAGAUAGCAGUGUCUAAACCAUGGCAUCCAAAGCGAUAGCAAUAGUAGCAGGCGUCGGCCCUGGCACCGGCGCCUCAGUCGCGCGCAAGUUCGCCGCCGCAUAUCCCGUCGUGCUGAUGGCCCGUAACCCAUCGAACUAUGAAAGUCUGGUAGAAGAAAUCAACAAGUCCGGCGGGAAAGCUAUGGGCAUCAGUACGGACGUCUCGAGCCCGGAAGACAUGAAGAAAGCGUUCGGUCAGAUCGAGCAAGAGUACAAGGGAGCGCCGAUUGCGGCGGCGGUGUUCAAUGCGAGUGGAAGGUUUGUGAGGAAGCCGUUGCUGGAUAUGAGCGUGGAGGACAUUGGGGCUAGUUGGGAGGUCAGCUGCAAGGGCGCCUUCCUCUUCGCCCAACACACCCUCCCAUCCCUCCUCAAGCACGCCGAAGACAGCAGCGCCAAGUACCCGCCAACCCUCAUCUUUACGGGCGCCACCGCCUCCGUCAAGGCGAACGCGCUCAUGUCCAGCUUCGCGACGGCGAAAUUCGCCAUGCGCGCCCUCUCCACCAGCAUUGCCAAGGAAUUUGCGCCGAAAGGCGUACACGUUGCUCAUGCCGUUAUCGACGGUGUUAUUGAUAUCCCCAGGACGAAGGAAUGGCUCAAGGAUAUGCCGCCGGAAGCGAAGAUCGGAGCUGAUGAUAUUGCGGAGACUUAUUGGAAUCUGCACCUGCAGAGCAAGCGAUGCUUCACCAAUGAGAUUGACAUCCGCCCGAUGCUUGAGAAGUGGUGA
This is a messenger RNA of Baudoinia panamericana UAMH 10762, 935 nucleotides long. RefSeq lists its product as uncharacterized. Bases 192 to 935 code for a protein of 247 amino acids. NCBI's taxonomy places the organism in Eukaryota, Fungi, Ascomycota, Dothideomycetes, Mycosphaerellales, Teratosphaeriaceae. The record is from RefSeq and is a predicted model, not a curated record. The transcript is spliced from 2 exons.